Molecule: messenger RNA, 963 nt
Organism: Rhineura floridana
Lineage: Eukaryota; Metazoa; Chordata; Lepidosauria; Squamata; Rhineuridae
Product: olfactory receptor 5B21-like
Exons: 1
Coding region: 1-963 (320 amino acids)
Biological process (GO): G protein-coupled receptor signaling pathway
Cellular component (GO): membrane
Molecular function (GO): G protein-coupled receptor activity; olfactory receptor activity
Source: RefSeq, a predicted model, not a curated record
AUGGCAAACUCAAACUGGGGAAAUGAAACAACCAUUACAGAAUUAAAUCUCCUGGGAUUUGGGAAUGCUGAACGCCUGCAGAUUUACCUCUUCUUACUGUUUCUGUUUAUCUAUAUCUGUACCAUGGCUGGGAACCUGCUUAUUAUUCUCCUAGUCAUUUCUGAACAGCAGCUUCACACUCCCAUGUAUUUCUUCUUAGCCAACCUGUCCAGCUUAGAUAGCUGCACCGUCUCCACCAUUCUUCCCAAGGUGCUUGCUGGCUGCCUGACUGGGAACAGAGCCAUUCCUGUGUGGGGUUGCAUUGCCCAGUUCUAUUUCUUUGCCUCACUCGUUGCUACACAAUGCUAUCUUCUAGCAAUGAUGUCUUAUGACCGGUAUUUAGCCAUUUGCAAGCCUUUACACUACACUACUCUUAUGAACAGUAGCCUAUGCUUUCGUCUCGCCACUGGCUCUUGGAUCAAUGGGUUCAUAGGGAUGUCAGUAUACAUAGUACUGAUGUCACAAUUAAUAUUCUGUGGUCCCAAAGACAUUGACCAUUUCUUCUGUGAUGUGGCCCCAUUAAUGAAGCUUGCUUGCAGUGAUACAAAGACAAUGGAGCUAGUGACCUCCAUUUUCUCAUCUAUUUUCACCUUGCCCCCAUUUAUAUUAACCCUGACAUCCUACAUAUUCAUUGUCAGUCGCAUCAUGAGGAUCCCAUCCACAAUGGAGAAGAAAAAGGCUUUCUCCACUUGCUCUUCUCAUCUUCUGGUGGUUUCCCUUUUCUAUGGGACCUUAAUAAUUGUUUAUGUACUUCCAAAGACUGACAGACUGAAGACAUUAAAUGAAUUCUUCUCUAUCUUUUAUUCUGUCCUCACUCCCUUGGUCAAUCCUCUUAUAUACAGUCUGAGAAACCGGGAGAUGAAGAAGGCCCUGAGAAAAUUUCUUGGGAAAUACGUAAAUUUCUUAAGGCAUCAAGAGAUCUAA